CCAGCAACUCGACUGGACGCUGUGGGUUUUUUUUUCCACUGCCAGGACCAAACACGCACAAACAACCACUUGGCCUCCUCCUCAAUGGACAGCGUCUCAGCAACUCAGAACACAACCCAAAUGUCGCUGCUGGCUCGUAUAUCAGGAACAACAGAGGGUGGUCCAGUUCGCCCCAAGUCGGCCAACCGUGGUUCGCCAUAUACUCGUCCACCUCGGCCUCCGAAAGGAGAUCCAAAUGCUCAAUGGUCCCACGACCUUUACGACGAUGCUUCCAGCCCACCCCUUUCGUCUCGUAUAGUCUCCUCAGGCCGCCCAGCCGAAAAGAGCAGACUCCUGUCCUCGUACAGCGCGCUCUUCGUGAAGCCACUGCAGGCAACCUCCCACGCUGCCAACUCGGGCUCACUCAAUAUCAAAGGCGCAUCAGGCUCGUCGGGGAAUGUCAUACAGGUCGAGGGGCUGGUCAAGGGUACCACGGCCGCAGAUGUCGAAGCAAUCUUCCGACGGUGUGGCGCCAUCCUUUCCUCUGAACUUGCCUCUUCGUCCGCCUCCUCUAACGUGAUCGUACGACUCACGUUCAAGAAACCUGCUGAUGCACAUGCAGCUGUGUCCAAGUUCGACGGACAGCCUGCCGAUGGUCGUAUUCUCCGCGUACGCGUAGUCGGCGUCCAAGCCGUCUCACUACCAGGGCGGAUCGCAGGUGUAAAUGACAUCGUUGAUGGGGAGGGAAGCGUUGACGUCUUGAUGGGUGGAGACGGGACAGAAAGUGGCUCAAAAAUGCGCUCCGACUCGAUUAUGGCCAACGACCCUCGUGCCACGGUGCUUGUUGCGCCACCAGGGGCAGAUCCGAAAGUCUAUACUCAACCGGAAAUGGUGAUUGUGUGAUCAGGUUGAGGGGGUCGAACCCAGUUUGUCGCCGUAACACUCGUGGAAUCGGUAGAUUGUCCUUCCACCUAUAGCUUCCAGUGUAUUCUCAUAUGGUCGUUUUGGUUGACACCUGCAUUCUACUACUCAACGAGUGAGAUUGCAAAAGCAACUAUAAAUAUCUGGGGUACUCGUGCUCAUACUUCUACGC
Molecule: messenger RNA, 1072 nt
Organism: Pisolithus orientalis
Lineage: Eukaryota; Fungi; Basidiomycota; Agaricomycetes; Boletales; Pisolithaceae
Exons: 6
Coding region: 85-882 (265 amino acids)
Biological process (GO): mRNA export from nucleus
Cellular component (GO): nucleus
Molecular function (GO): mRNA binding
Source: RefSeq, a predicted model, not a curated record